Dictyostelium discoideum AX4 is the source of this 3705-nucleotide messenger RNA. RefSeq lists its product as hypothetical. Gene Ontology annotation, molecular function: zinc ion binding. The transcript has a single exon. The record is from RefSeq and is a predicted model, not a curated record. Lineage: Eukaryota; Evosea; Eumycetozoa; Dictyosteliales; Dictyosteliaceae. Bases 1 to 3705 code for a protein of 1234 amino acids.
AUGGAAUCAAUAAUUUGUAAUAGUUGUUUUGAAGUUUAUGAUGAAGCAUAUUAUUUAUCACCAUGUGGAGAUACAAUAUGUAAGAAAUGUUUGUCACCAAAUAUAAGUACAUUAGUUAGUAGUAUUGGUGUUGUAAAUAGUUGUGGUGGUGGGGGUGCUGCUGGUAGUAGUAAUGGUAAUGGUACUGGUACUGGUAAUAGUAAUAGUAAUAGUAAUGGUACUGGUAAUAGUACAACAACAACAACAAUUGAUUAUUGUAAUCAAAUAACUUGUAAAAUUUGUGAUAAAAAAGUUAAUAGUUAUUAUAUAAACAAAGAGAUUCAAAUUCUAUUGGAUAGUUUAAAAGUUAAAUCAUGUCCAAAACAUCAUAGAAAAGAAACUCAAUUCUAUUGUUUAGAUUGUAAAUCAACUUGUUGUUCAAAUUGUAAAUCUGAUAAAGUUCAUAAAAGUCAUCAAAUUUCAGACUAUAAUUUAAUUUUAUUUAAUUCAAUUUAUUAUAAUAUUGAAAAACAAAUAAUGAAUAAAAAUAAAAAUCCAAUAAAUAAUAAUCCAAAUAAUAAAUUAACACAAUUAUCAAAUUCAACUAAUAAUAAUAAUAAUAAUAAUUUUAAUUCAAUUAAAAAUAAUGUUAGUAUAAAAUUUAAAGAUCAACGUGUAAGAUUACAUCAUACAUUUUUUAAUAAUUGUAAAGAGAUUAUUCAAAAUGUUAAUGUAAUAAAGAAUAAAAUUAAAGAUUUAAUACCAAAGAAUGGUGUAUAUUGUAAAAGAACAUUUUAUUUGAAAUCAAUUGAAUUAAAUAAAAAUUCAGCAAUAUCUUAUUUCAAUUUAGCAAUUACUUUAAUUGAUUCAACUGAACAAUCUGUAACACUAUUUGAUAAUUCAGUAUUAAAAGAAGAUGAUCUUUAUUUACGUUCACUUUCAAUUGAUCCAAAUAAUCCAUUUUGUUAUUUUAAUCUUGCAAUUGGAUUAGGUUCAUCAUCACCAACCACUACAACUACUACAACUACUACUACAACUACUACAAAUAAUACAAAUACAAAUUCACCACAACAACAAAUUAUAAUUGAAAAUGGUGCAAGUCCACCAAUCAUAUCACCAUCAACAUCACAAUCUAGUUCAUUACUAAUAAAUACAGAGAAUGAAUCACAAACAUCAACAAUACUAUUACCAAAUGGUAAAAAAGUUAAUAAAGUUGGAUUAUUAAUUAAAGCAAUAGAGGUUGACUCAAAUUAUUCAUAUGCGUAUUAUAAUUUAGGAAAAUGUUUAAAAACAAGUUCAGUUGUAUUUUCAAACUCAACAAUAAUGAAAAAGAAAGAUUUAUUUAUAAAAUAUAUUAGUUUUCAUCCAAAUCAUGCAUUUGCAUAUAACAAUUUAGCAAUUAAUAUUAAACCAGAAGAAACUGUUACUCUAUUAAAUAGUGGUAAAAUAAUGACACAAUCUGAACUUUAUAAGAAAGCAAUUGAUUUAAAUCCAUUUUACUCAAAUCCAUAUAUAAAUUUAGCAUCGAUAAUAUGCGGCAAUGAAGAACCUGUUAAAUUAUUAAAUGGUCAAUUAAUAUCAAAAAAGGAAUUACUCAUUAAAGCAAUUGAUAUAGACCCAUUGAAUGCAAAUGCUUAUAAUAAUUUAGCAACAAAUAUUGAAAAAGAUGAAAUUGUUACAUUGGCAAGUGGUAAACAAGUGAAUAAGAAAUACCUAUACUUGAAAUCAAUCGAUUGUAACCCGAAUAAUGCCAAUGCAUAUAAUAAUUUAGCAUUAUUUUUAAAAACUAAUGAAGAUAAAAUUCAAUUACUUAAUGGUAUUUGGUUAGAUAAGAAAUCAUUAUACAUUAGAUCACUAUCGAUUGAACCAUUAAAUAAUUUAAUGGCAUAUAAUAAUUUAGCAAAUUGCUUAAAACCAAAUGAAAAAAUUCAAUUAUUAAAUGGUAAUUGGAUAGAUAAGAAAACCCUCUACAUUAAAUCAAUUUCAAUCGAUCCAACAAUUCCAAGGAUUUUUAUAAAUUUAGCUAAAAAUAUGAAUUUCAUUGAAAAGAUUCAAUUAGAAGAUGGUACAAAAUUAUUAAAAAAAGAUAUACUCAUUAAAAUCGUUGAUUUUGAACCAAAACAAUGGAUUCAUUAUUACAAUUUAGCAAAUUCUUUAAAACUUAAUGAAUCUGUAAAAUUACAAUCAAUGCCUUUAAUUUCAAAAAUUUCAAAAAAAGAAUUAUAUUUGAAAGCAUUAGAUUUAAAUCCAAAUUCAGAUGCAAGAUUAUAUAAUGUUUUAGCUGGUAUAAUUAAACCAAAUGAAACUGUUAAAUUAUUAAAUGAUAAAGUAAUUUACACUAAAAAAGAUCUAUUCUUAAAAUCAAUUCAAUUAGAAAAAGAUAAUCCAAAUACAUAUUUAAAUUUAUCUUUAAUUUUAUUACAUAAUGAAUCUGUAACAAUGUUAAAUGAAUUGAAUGAAAAUUCUUUAAAAUUAAUUAAAACACCAACAAGUACUACUACAAAUACUACAAGUGAAUUAAAAUUAUCAAAAAAAGAAUUACUUAUUAAAACAAUUCAAUUAGAUCCAUCAAAUUCAAAAGCAUAUAUUAAUUUAGCAGAUGAAAUUGAUUCAACUGAAAUUAUAACAAUAUUAAGAGAUGUCGAUCAAAAAUUAGUACCAUUUACAAAGAUUGAUUUAUAUAUAUUUUCAAUACAUGUAUUUGCAAAGAAUGCAAUUGCAUAUUAUAAUUUAGCAUUAAAUUUAACAGCAACUUAUAAACAAUCAGUAACACUAUUAAAUGGUAAAACAAUGACAACUAGACAACUUUUAAUCAAAGCAAUUUCAAUAAAUAAUAAAUUUGCCGAUGCUUAUCAUUUAUUAGCAAAAAUAUUAGAUCAUGAUGAACAAAUUCAAAUUUUAAUUAGAAAUUCCACUAGUAAACCACCAAUUGGUACAUUAGAAUCAUUUGGUAAAAAAGAUUUAUUAAUUAAAGCUAUAAAGUUAAACCCAGAUCCAAACUAUUUCUAUACAUUGGGUAAUUAUUUCAAGAAUGAGUCAAUCAUGGUCAAUUGUAAUCUAUCGGAGAUGUAUGUGAAAUAUAAUGGCAUUAAAAUGAGACCAAGGGAUAUUUUCAUACAAUCGUUCACGAGAAUACCUCCAUUCUUGUUGUUGCAAACCAUUGAUAACCCAUUCCACUAUUUAAAUGAUGUUAUGGCAAUUGAAAUCGAUUAUUCAAAAAGACAACCUACAAUUGACAAAUUUUUAAAUCUCAUCGAUAUUAAUCCAAAUAAUGCCAAUCAUUAUUUCACAUUAGGUUAUUAUUUAGCCACAAAAGAAACUAUUCAUUUAUUAAAUGGUUUUCAAAUGUGUAAAAUAUCACUAUUCGUUAAAGCAAUUGAAUUGGAUCCAAAUCAUAUUCAAUCUUAUUUUUCACUUUAUCUUUAUUUACAUUUAACUCGUGAUCCUGAUAUAACUUUUGUAACUUUAUCAAAUGGUGAAAUCAUGUAUAAAGAAGAUAUAGUUAGAAGAAUUGAAUCAAUGGAUAAAAGAUUAACUGAUUUAAUGUUUACUGUUUCAACUGCAACUACUUCUACCACAACUAAUUCAAACAACAACAACAACAAUAACAACAACAACACCAAUACCACUACCACUACCACUACAACCAAUGGUAUAACAACAACUUCAACAAAUAAUGGUUCACCAUCAUGUUCUUCAAUUUCUUCAACUUUUCCAACUUCAUAA